UCCCGACAAGAUUACUCUACUUCUGAUGCAAGCGUGACCAUCAGGAACGAGUGGUCUUCUUGUUGGACUCCUUUUCGGCAAAAUGGAACCGCGAGGGAGGGUGAUCAUCGCUAAUGAGAUCCUCAUCUUCCUGGAGAAGAUCGUUGACGACCAGCCCCCUGAGCAUCACCUCCUUCAAUCCGAGCAAUUGAAGCCAGCGACCUUGGAACGAGUGUCGUCGCCUCAUCGCGACAACGGGGAGGUGUCAUCCGACGACGAUCCUGAACCGAUAGCGCUCCCCAGCCAGGAUGAAGAAGAGGAAGUGGAAGAAGUAGAGGCAGAGUCCACAGAAGAAGAAAGAAGAAGAAGAAGAAGACGACGACGAAGAGGACGAAGAGGAAACAGAGGAAGAGGAAGAAGAAGAGGACAAGAGGAAGAAGAGGACGACGAAGAAGACUACGAAGAGGAAGACGAGGAAGAAGAAGACGACGAAGAGGACGACGAAGAGGACGACGAAGAAGACGACGAAGACAGCGACGAAGACAAUGACAACGACGAUGGCGAUGACAACGAAGAAGAAGAAGAAGAAGAAGACCACGAAGAAGAAGAAGAAGACCACGAAGAAGAAGAUGACAACGACGAAGAAGAUGACAACGACGAAGACGACAACGACGAAGACGACGACGAAGAAGAAGACGACGACGACGAAGACGACGACGACGAUGCCGAAGAAGACGACGACGAAGACGAAGACGACGACGACGAAGAAAGAGACAUAAGAACCAACUAAAAACUUGUUGAAAUCACCCAAAAAAAGCAAAGAAGGAAGAAGAAGAAGAAGAAGAGCCAUCAGCGGAACAACACGAAAAG
Messenger RNA from Chara braunii, 849 nucleotides. The record is from the annotation of a GenBank genome assembly. Lineage: Eukaryota; Viridiplantae; Streptophyta; Charophyceae; Charales; Characeae.